Musa acuminata subsp. malaccensis (wild Malaysian banana) is the source of this 594-nucleotide messenger RNA. Its product is annotated as abscisic stress-ripening protein 1. The record is from RefSeq and is a predicted model, not a curated record. Lineage: Eukaryota; Viridiplantae; Streptophyta; Magnoliopsida; Zingiberales; Musaceae.
CAUAUGAUGAUCAUGCCAUGACCACACCCUUAUCUCUUCUCCUCUGACAGUCCGUCAAUAAUUUGCCCCAUGGCAGAGGAGGAGCAGAAGCACCAUCACCACUUCUUCCACCACCACAAGGAUGAGGAGAGCCCCUCCGAGGUUGACCCCAAGAAGGAGGAGAAGCACCACAAGCACAAGGAACACCUAGGUGAGCUGGGUGCCCUUGCUGCCGGUGCUUAUGCCCUGCACGAGAAGCACCAGGCGAAGAAGGAUCCGGAGAACGCACACAAGCACAAGGUUGCCGAGGAGAUCGCUGCCACUGUUGCGGUGGGCAGCGCUGGGUUUGCAUUCCACGAGCACCAUGAGAAGAAGGAAGCGAAGAAGCACGCCUGCGAGUAGACAGACGACGAUCCACCCGCCUCUUCCGAGAAAGAUUACUUGGUAGAAUAAAGGACUCAUCUCCUGGUUGUCGUACGACCAUGUGUGUCUGUCCCCAGUAGUUUGCUUGCUUCAUGGCUUUGAGCACUGUUCUUGAUCUUCUUCCUCCUUCGCUUCGCUGUCUUUUUUAGCCGAUGUUCUAAUAAUCAUGUGUGGAUUCGUGAUUUCUGACUC